AAAUAAAUAUAUAUUUUUAUUUCACUACUGUCGUCAAGUGGUUGACAUGUAUAACUUAUAGUCGGCAUUCAGUUUUUACUUAUUUUAUUAUAAAAUAAAUACUGUCGAGUUCUUUAUACUGACAGUUGCCUUUAGUUUUAAAUUGUAAAAUUUGCCGACUACAUAAUCCGAAUUUAUUAUUUUAUUUUUUUAAAUAUUUAAAUAAAUUAAAUCAUUACAAUGUCGACCCAAAAGUCGGAAGCUACGGUGCCAAACAAAAUUAAGUUUCUCAUUUCUGGAAUGUCUGGUAUGGCUGCUACAUGCUUCGUCCAACCUUUGGACUUAAUUAAGAAUCGAAUGCAAUUGAGUGGAAAGAAGACAUCGACCCUGAGUAUUGUGUCUUCAAUUGCUAAAAAUGAAGGGUUAUUGGCAAUGUAUUCUGGUCUAAGUGCCGGGUUACUGAGACAAGCGACAUAUACUACAACAAGACUAGGAGUCUAUACGUGGCUCUUUGAAUUAGCUUCGAAAGAAUCACAGCCUAACUUUUUCAUUAAAGCUGGUUUAGGAAUGACUGCUGGUGCUGUUGGAGCAUUUGUCGGAAACCCAGCAGAAGUUGCACUAAUUCGUAUGACUGCUGAUGGACGACUACCUCAAGCCGAGCGACGAAUGUACAAAAACGUUAUCGAUGCUUUGUUCCGAAUUACUAGAGAAGAAGGAGUUUUAACUCUUUGGAGAGGAGCAAUACCAACAAUGGGACGUGCAAUGGUAGUUAAUGGUGCUCAAUUAGCAUCUUAUUCUCAAGCGAAAGAAGCUCUUCUUGAUACUGGUUACUUUGAGGAAAAUAUCAUGCUACAUUUUACUGCUUCAAUGAUUUCUGGAUUAAUAACAACAGCAGCUUCAAUGCCAGUAGACAUCGCUAAAACACGUAUCCAAAACAUGAAAAUGAUUGACGGUAAACCAGAGUACAAAGGCGCUUUUGAUGUACUUGGUAAAGUAGUAAGGAACGAAGGAUUUUUUGCCCUGUGGAAAGGAUUUGUUCCUUAUUACGCUCGAUUAGGGCCUCACACUGUCCUUACAUUUAUCUUUCUUGAACAAAUGACAGCUUCUUAUAAAAAGUUUUACUCUUAAGUUUAUUCCAUUACUUUAAUUAAUUGAAUUUCAAAAAUCACAAACAUUAAAUCCGUAUAAAUUUAUGUGAAGAAUUUUUUAAUCUAAAAAAAUUUUUAAAACGUGCCAUCAAAAUUUUUCACUGCAAAUUAUCAAGAACUUCAAUUUUUUUUCUUGUUUUUAAAUUCAAAUUUAAAAAAUUAAUUUUUUUGCUUCAUUUUUUAAAAAUUCUAGUAAUUUUUUUCAAACUUAAAUUUACUGCUGUCAGUUUUCGAAUUAUGAUUCAGAAUUUGAUAAAUUUUGUUAUAUUAGUAAAUAAUGAUAAGAAAAAAUCAAAUAAAAUUUUUCUUUGGAGGACAGAAAUGCAGUAAAAUUUGUAAAUUUUCAUAUAUUUGAUAUUUAGCCUCAUGAUAAAUCACAGAUUUAAUCGAAAAUAUUUUUUCUCUCCUUGAAAAAUUUAAUUUGAUAUUUUUCAUAUCAUUAUCGACUACUGUGUAAAAUUUUAUUGAAUUAUGAACAAAAAUUUCAAAACCGACAGUACUACUAUCAGAUAAAAUACUUCCGUAAAAAGGUCUGUAAAAAAUUACUACAAUAUUUUUAAAUCAAGCGCGCGGAAUUUGAAUUUAAAUUUGAAUUUUUUUUGUCACAAUUGAAUAGCGGAUUUAAUUUAAAUUAAAUUGUUUAUAAAUAAAUAAACAGUGUAUUUAUUAUAUAUAUAAAAUAUAAGUGCACUGCAUACAUGUAUUAAAUAAUCGACAAUACGAAUAAUUAAACGUGCGAACAUAAAUAAGGCACAAAUUCGACUCAUAUUUAAAAUAUUCAAAGAUGUGUUCAAUAGUUUUAUGUUGAGAGGAAGAAAUUUUUAAUUCUGAUACACGAGAAAUUCAUCAUUUUUUUUAAAUAUUAUUUUGAUGUAACGAAUUAAGAAAAAAUUUCCAAUAGACAUUUGUAAGCGAAACGGAUAGUUUUUUAUAAUUCACAAUAGAAAGCUAAAUAAAUAUUCCAAAUAGAUAUAUAUAGUAAGUACGUAGGUAUUAACGACUGCUGUGCUUGAAAAAUUAAAAAAUAUACCAUAAGCUUUUGUUUAAAUAUUUAUCAAUUUGAUAAAUUUAGAUGAUUCUGAAGUUAGAAGACGAUUAAGAAUUUUCGGAUUUUUUUCAACAAAUCGAUUACAAAAAAAAAAAGUUAAGAAAAUGCACAUGUAGAAAAUUGAAAAAACUAUGGGUGCAAUUUUUUAAAAAAUUUUUUUUAUAAUUUAUCGUUUUGAAAAAGAAACAAAAAUUAUUAAACGUCGGAUAACUUGAGUAUCAUAAAUUUAGUGGAGUUAUUACUAAUACGAGUAGGAAGUCAUCAGUUGCUUACAUUAUUUUUUUGUACAUUAUGAUACUUACUGCUCAAUUGGCUACUAAAAUUUUUACUACGGUUCUAUUGCCUACGCAAAUAUUAAAUAUGUAAUUUAAUUGCAUAAAAAAAUAAUUGCAGUUCUAUUGCCUACAGAAAAAUAAUUCAUGAUGUUCAAUUGAUUGCUAUUUAAUUGUGAACCCAAUCAAAGAAAUUCCUAAUGAAUGUAGGCAAGCUUCUGAUUUAUUUGCUGAGAAAAUCUUGUACUUGUUGAGGAGAAAUGACCAACGUUCAAGACCGAUCACUUGAUAAAAAAAACGCAGCUGGUCUGAAAAAUAUCAGAACCUCGGUAGUCUUCACAAUAGCAACUGGAAAACUUUACAGAGUUUUCUAUCAGAAAUUAGUAGGGACAAGAUUUUUACCUUAUUUUUAAAAUGAGUGGUUCAAAUUUUUGAUAUUACGGCGAAAAUAUUGGUCUUAUUAAAAAAGUUUUCGAACAAAAGUUGUAGGAAAUUUAAUUUUCUAAAAAAAAUGUAUCCUAUGAUUUUCGUAUACGAUCAAUAUUUUCACCGUAAUUCUAAAAUUAAGAUUCAUAAUGAAUGAUUCAAAAUUUGGGGAUUUAUGAAAAUCUUAAUUUUGAAAUUACGGGUUUCUUAUUAGUCCUAAGAAAAAAUUAUAAGAGACAUUUUUUUUAGAAAAUUAAAUUUCCUACAACUUUUGUUUGACAAAUUUUUUAAUAAGACCAAUAUUUUCCCCGUAAUAUAAAAAAUUUCACACAACUACUUAUUAAUUAUUUUCAAAUUAACGCAAAAAUUCUGGUCCUAGAAAUUAGUGAGCUGAUCAGGUGAUUUCCUGCGUCGACUAUGAGAUUCAACCCAGUGUCUUAUUAUGGACAUAGCGAGUUAUACUUUUGUCAAGACUACCGCGGUUCUGAUAUUUUACAGAUCAAUCGUCUUUUUUUUUAUCAAGUGAUCGGUAUUGAACGUUGGUCAUUUCUCCUCAACAAGCACAAGAUUUUAUCAGCAAAAUCAGGAGCUCGUCUACAUUAAUCAGGCAUUUCUUUGAUUUGGGUUCACAAUUAAAUAGCAAUCAAUUGAACAUCAUGAAUUAUUUUUCUGUAGGCAAUAAAACAGUGCAAUUAUUUUUUUAUGCAAUUAAAUUAUAUAUUUAAUAUAUCCGUAGGCAAUAGAACCGUAGAAUAAAUUUUAGUAGCCAACUGAGCAGUAAGAAUUUCCAAUGUACGAAAAAAUAUUGCAGGCAAUGUCUUCCCAUACGAUUAAUGAUAAAAAAAAUUUUUACAAUAAGCAAAGAAUUUAAUUACUAUAACAAAACAUUCUUUCUAAACAUUCUUGAUAAAUUAUUAUGAUCGUCUGGUACAGAUCUUAAUGAUUUUGUUAUAAUAUUAAUAAAGAGUUAAAUAUAAUUUGUUAAUUUCUGUAUAUAGUAAUAAAUCCUGUGGAUUUGUAAAAUAA
Messenger RNA from Microplitis mediator, 3899 nucleotides. Its product is annotated as mitochondrial 2-oxoglutarate/malate carrier protein-like. NCBI's taxonomy places the organism in Eukaryota, Metazoa, Arthropoda, Insecta, Hymenoptera, Braconidae. Gene Ontology annotation, biological process: thiosulfate transport; succinate transmembrane transport; malate transmembrane transport. Bases 220 to 1107 code for a protein of 295 amino acids. Gene Ontology annotation, molecular function: malate transmembrane transporter activity; sulfate transmembrane transporter activity; oxaloacetate transmembrane transporter activity. The record is from RefSeq and is a predicted model, not a curated record. The transcript is spliced from 5 exons.